This is a messenger RNA of Anguilla anguilla (European eel), 530 nucleotides long. Its product is annotated as histone H3. Gene Ontology annotation, cellular component: nucleosome. The transcript has a single exon. Gene Ontology annotation, molecular function: DNA binding; protein heterodimerization activity; structural constituent of chromatin. NCBI's taxonomy places the organism in Eukaryota, Metazoa, Chordata, Actinopteri, Anguilliformes, Anguillidae. The record is from RefSeq and is a predicted model, not a curated record. The coding region runs from base 69 to 479 and encodes 136 amino acids.
GGUAUGCUUUAAAUGUGUGUCGGCCGCAUAGCGGCACAUUCCGAAAACCAAGUCUCAAGUAAGACGCGAUGGCCAGAACGAAGCAGACCGCACGUAAGUCUACUGGAGGGAAAGCCCCCAGAAAACAGCUCGCCACGAAGGCGGCGCGUAAGAGCGCGCCUGCAACAGGCGGCGUGAAGAAGCCUCACCGCUACAGGCCUGGUACUGUAGCUCUGCGAGAAAUCCGCCGUUAUCAGAAGUCUACUGAGCUGCUGAUCCGUAAACUGCCCUUCCAGCGCCUUGUGAGGGAGAUCGCUCAGGAUUUCAAGACCGAUCUUCGCUUCCAAAGCUCAGCAGUCAUGGCUCUGCAGGAGGCUAGCGAGGCCUAUCUGGUUGGUCUGUUCGAGGACACCAAUCUGUGCGCAAUUCACGCAAAGCGAGUGACGAUCAUGCCCAAGGAUAUCCAACUCGCCCGCCGCAUCCGGGGAGAGCGCGCUUAAGACCGUUUGCCAGCACACAAUCCAAACCACAAAGGCUCUUUUAAGAGCCAC